AUGUCGGACCCUCAACCCACGAAGAAGUGCGCCCAGUGCGGUCAAGUCAAGAAACCCAGCGCUUUCCCGCCAGAACUCAAGUCUUUUUCCCUUCCAGAAAUCUACGUCUGUCACAAAUGCCUCGGCGGAAGUGAGCCCAUUUCGCCACCGCAAAACGAUGGUGCGCAAGACACGCGGUCCACCUCCCCUCACAGCACGACGACACGGGAAGAGCGGUCCGAACAGGGCAGCAGCAGCAACACAGCGGGAGACCAAGACGGCGGCGACGAUGAGACACAGGUCUGUGUAGGGUGCGAAGAGGAAUACCCGCUCGAAGAGUUUCAAACGAACGGAUACACGCUGCUAUACGCGAGCGCCGGCAAUGCCGAGGAAGAAGGGAACUCUGAGGAUGGAUGGUCGGAAGAAACUAUUACUCUUGGCGGAACUUCAGAGGAGGAACAGCAUGAAUACGGUGCCGUGGAUGGGGCCGACGAAGCAGAAGUUGAUGGCCAGAACGAAAGCCCGAAGAGGAAACUCUCGAAUGACUACGAGCUUGUAGGGUCGCUCCGGAGUGGGGGUGUCCUGAAGGCUUACAAGGAUUGGAUGGAGAAAGAGGCCUGGUCGGACCAUGCGAGCUCUACACCGGCGACAUCUAAGGCCUGCCACCCGAUCGUGGUACCAAAAGGCUAUGAGUGGCUGACUGAUGGGAAAUAG
This is a messenger RNA of Lasiodiplodia theobromae, 693 nucleotides long. RefSeq lists its product as uncharacterized. Bases 1 to 693 code for a protein of 230 amino acids. Lineage: Eukaryota; Fungi; Ascomycota; Dothideomycetes; Botryosphaeriales; Botryosphaeriaceae. The transcript has 4 exons. The record is from RefSeq and is a predicted model, not a curated record.